UGCAACGAUAACCGUUUGGACCAUGUCUUUGCGAGGACCCUUGAAGCGCUCGCAUCUGAGACAGGUGAGCGCCGCCAGUAUAGAGACCCUUUCCACCGCACGGUCGUUGGAGGUCCCUCAUGCGGUUCCUCCCGAGCAGCAAUCGUCCACUCCAGAUGACAGGACAAUCCGUUUGCUCUCCACGGGCCUCGAUCGUCGGCAAUGCUCCCUCUGGGUUCACGAUGAGACCUUCUCCAAGGAAGAGAUCCUGUUCAACCAGGCCGCCUUUAGCGACACUGGGGUACAGAUCGGUGAUGUGAUUGAGAUUCUACCCGUCCGAUUCAGCGGCGAUGCAGCGCAUUCGUUCAAGACGAAUCUUGGAGUUCGAUCCUUACGGGACUCCCACGUUGAGCCCAAUCCGACGCUUCACUCGGAUCCUAUGUCCAAGUUCAAGACCCCCUUGCAGGGCCGAUGUCUCUUUGUCGUCAAACCGCUGCCACAGGACAUCAAAGCACGGCAUCCGAAGCUCGACCUCUCUGUUACCAGUGCCGUCGCCAAUAUCUUUGGCUUUAAGAACCGGACUACUGUGCAUAUCUCGAUCGUGGAGCGUGCGCAGUGCUCUGCAUCCCAUGUAGACAUCUCCUUCCGUGAUCAGUACCUGGUCCGCUCGGACAUGUGGCGCCUUGUCAUGUCCGAGUUGGCGGAUAAGAUCGUCUACAAGGGCCAGAAGAUCGUGUUCAUGGGUAGUAUCAAGGCGACUGUAAAGAAUAUCUUCAUCCGCGGCAAGAAGGUCCUCUCAGGCUUUUUCUCUCCGCAGACUAUCCCUGUCUUCCGCAGCGAGUCGGCCAAGUAUGUCCUCUUCAUCCAGAUGUCGCGGGAGAUGUGGGACUUCGACUCGGAAGGCACGGGCGAUAUCCUGUUCAGCCGGGUCAUCAACGGCUUUCUUCCGGAACUCUUCAAGCGGUGGGCCAAUUCGGACGCCAGGCAUCUGGUCACCAUCGUGCUGUUCACGCGCGUGGAGUAUGAUGCGACGGCGAUUGGGCCCUCGUCCAACCUCAAUCUGGACAGCUGGAAGAGUGACUUUACGACCAACGCGGCUCCGACCAGGGAUUUCUACCGAGUGGUUGUCAAUGAUAUGGCUAGUGGUCACUGGACUGCCAUCUUAGAUGAGCUAAAAAAGGACUUUAGGACCUUCUUGAGAGAUGUGUCCAUUCUGAAGCCUCCAGAAGAGGCACCAACGCCCACGAUUGAUAGCAGCGGGGGGGACGCUAAGGCCCAACCUGCCCAGUCUGCAAUCAUUGCAGGACGACCCAGUACUGCGCUGCGCGGCAAUAUCCUGGAAGCGAUUCACCUUGCUUCCUCUCAUCUAGCGUAUGAUCACAUCGAUCGGGACAUGCUUCACACGGGGACUUCGAUUAUCGUGAUUACACCGGGAAGCGGCGUGUUUGAGGUCUCCUACGAGUCGCUGGCGUCGACCACGGAGGCUCUCACCAACCGCGGAAUUGCAAUUGACCUGGUCUGUCUAAGCCCCAUGCCUCUGCACUCGGUGCCUUUGUUUAAAUACCGCGAGCCGGUGAAGCGACCCCAAACGGCCUCGUAUGGGGACAUUCGGAAUGGAGGCUAUUCUCCGGAGGCUCGUCCUUCCUUCGCAAGCUUUGCUAGCCGCACCUCUCACCUUUCUCCAAAGACGGUCAUGCAUAGCUCGUAUCCUGGGUUGGGUGAUCAGCAGCCAUGGUCUUCCCACUCGACGAAGUGGAAUUACGGAAUUCCCCACUGGCUUGAUAUUUCGUACUGGAACCCUGAGACAUACCGAGAGGCUCGGCGGAUCCUCAAAAAAGACCUGAACGCGCCGAUUCCUUUCACCGUCACCAAACAAUCGAAGCUGUUUGUGCCUCGUGUGCGCAUGUAUGAGAUUCAGAUGAUGGGUGUUAUGGAAAGCGAGCAGUCCAACAUUUCCAUCCCUUAUUUGCUCGAAGGACAAGGCGUUACCCGGGGUGCUAGUCCAGCGACCGGUCUGAGCCCUUCGAGUAUCAGUCCUGCGAAAACGCCCUUGAAGCGCAACUCCCCAUUCAGAUAUCAACUCAGUGACAGUCUGCGACCGGAGCCCUUCCUCCAGAACAUGUCUCAUCCUAAGGAUGCCAUCCUAGCGAAAACGCAGAAGUCGUCGAACUCGGUCCUGACCUGGAUGGAUAGCUAUGACGAUGGCGUGUUCCAUGCUUUACCGAAGCGCCGGCAGCCUCGUAGGUCCGCGAAGAAAAAGCGGACCAGCGAACCCGAAGUGCAGGUCUCGAAUGCCCACGAACGGCUUUCCGCUCGAUCUGUAACCCGCUUGCGCGAGAACGAGAACAAUGCCAAUGGGCGCACACAUUCUGUUAGCUCUGUGCCUCGCAAGAUCGAGCCAUCGCUGUCCGUGCAGAAGAGUCCGGUUUCGACACAGGCUCCAUCGGCCCAAAAGCCAGCGCUCAAGCCAACAUCUGCCACGGGAGUGCCUCGCAUCUCGCGAACAAUCAGUUUUGCUCUUCGGGGUCUAAGCUCCAUCGCACCACGGGCGCAGGCAAGUACCGAAGUCAAUGUGGAGCAUGUCAGAGGCCAGCCGACGCAGAAUGUUAAAAAAUUGUCUGGGAUGCUGACCGACUCGAGGAGCGUUGAAUCCUUGAGCACGUCCGACUCCGCAUCUACGAGAACCGUGAUCGAAUCAUCUACCACGUCUAGCGCUUCGAACACGCCGCAAAAGUCUGUGCAAGGUUCCACAGCUACCCCAACGAAACCAAUUUCGAUUAGGGUUCCCCAGAAGCAACCGUCCGAGGACGCGGACCAACCGGAUCGUUCAGUGGUCCCAGAAUCUUACUCGACCACGACAACGGAGAUUCCAAUCAUCGAUGAUUCGCGCCAUGAGAAUCGGGUUCGGAGGUCGAAUCCUCGAGUGACAGUGACGAUGAACGGGGGCUUACGCGAUGCUUCGUCAAAGAGCCCGCACAACUCGGCGUUGGCUCCCUGGGUCCGCUCCAUCAACCCGUGCAACACCUCGAAGGAAGUCAUGCGAGACACCAGCUGGUUUGGGCGCUGGCAGCAUGCCUAUCCCCGGCCUCCUCAUGUGGCUGUCGUCAAAUGGAAGAGCUUGAAGUCCCCUGCUAUUCUGCCUUUGACCACGGAAGAAUUCCCCACCGCAAGCGAGCUGACCUCGGACUACUUCCAGACCCCGUAUCGCGUCUUCCCGAAUGAAGAUGCGGAAGGUAUCGAAGCUCCGAAGACCAGGGGCGUGCUUCUCCGAGAGAUGAUUUCCUUGCGUCUUUCACACGGCUUCCAGAUCGUAGUUGGGAAGGCUGUUGUUGAAGCGUCUGGACAGUACGCGCUUGAAUCACCUAAUGUGUUUGACACGGCUGCGCUGGAGAGAGGCGGUGCUAUUGUGUUUCUCUCCAAAGGCAGCACGAUUCAUCGACUGAUUUGUGUGGAAGGCGCGGAGAUUGAAGUGACGCGGUAUACUCAUCGCAACUCCUCCAUUCUCGCCUCGGAGCAGACGGACGACUUCAGCAUGUACUCACCGGCGAUGCGGACGAUCUUAAGCCCCCAGUACGAGACGAAGAACGUCCGGCUCGAUUCGAAGCUCGAGGAGUAUAACUGGAACUACGCGGACAACUACGUGGCCGGGCAUCGAGAUUAUCUCUUCAACCCGUCGCAGCAGCUCCACUUCUGGCGCGUGCGUUACGUGUUGAUCCCGAUGCACUUGCAUGUCAGUUCCCGUCGUCACAUUCAGACUUUCAACGAAGAUAACGAGGAGGAGAUCCAUCUGCUGGGUAUCAACCAGCUGACGCGGAUCUGGCAACGCCACAAGUACAUUCCCCCGGAGGAGAAACUGUUCAAUGCUUCCAAUGGCAAGAAAGCAGAGAACCCGCUCAACAUCAUCUACAAUACACAGAAUUCAUCGGAGGUGGUGGCCGCAGAGCUGGAUCGGAUGCAAUUGACCGACCCCAGCUUCGAGAGCGCGCCUGCCCAGUUGUUGCCCGAGUCCGAGCAGUUUGAGCGCUCCAGCAUCACACUGUCCACGCUGGCGCAGGCCAUUCAAGGCGAGAAGGGUAUACGGAUGGAGGAUCGACGGUGGCACUGGCGUCUGCACUACAGCUGCUUCAUCGGGUUCGAGCUCACGACCUGGCUCAUUCAGACCUUCCGGGACAUCGACACGCGGGAAGAAGCAGUGGAGUUUGGCAACGAACUGCUGAAACACGGACUGUUCCAUCACGUCGAACGGCGGCACAAUUUCCGCGACGGGAACUACUUUUAUCAGCUGUCGAGCGAAUAUCGCCCGCAUCGCCCGGAGUCUCGCGGCGGCUGGUUCCCUCAGAUGCGACCGGACAGGGCGACUCCUUCGACUUCUGCCGCCGACCACGCGAGCAAUCAUUCUCGCGCGGAGUCCCGCUCCGAAUCCCGCUCCGAGUCGAGGUCGGAGAGUGUGGACGAGCCCAUGCCUCCGGUGCCCAACACACCGUCCAAGGCGAAGAACAAGGCGACGAUCAUGCUGUCAAAGAAGAUGCAGUACGACGUGGACCCGCGUCGACGAUCGAACCGGCCCGAGGUCAUUGAUCUCCACUACGACCGCCUGCACAACCCGGACAACUGCUUCCACAUCGAAUUGAGCUGGAUGGGGACGACGGCCAAGCUGAUCGAAGACACGGUGCUGUCGUGGGCGGCGACGGCGGAGAAGUUCGGCCUGAAACUGGUGCAGGUGCCCAUCGCCGAGGUGUGUGCGAUCGACCAGACGCAGCCCUUCCGCAAGCCCUUCCGCGUCCACUUCAAGGUCCCUCCGCCGCGCGGUCCGGUGCCGGUGCCUUAUAACCCCAACCCGUCCGCCUCCGUCUCGGUGCAGAACCUCACCCCGGACCCGCUCUACUUCCAGAAAGCGCUGCUGCUGCGCAAGUUCGACUUCGUGCUCGACUUCGAGGCCCGGUCGGCGUUUCCCGCGGACGUCGAGGUCUCCUACUCGUGGGGCAUCCCGGACUACCGCUACCCGCAGUUCAUCCACCGCUCGGGCAGUCUGCUGGCGCAGAUCACCGACGAGGGCGAGUUUUUGUUCCUGGCGAACCGCCUGGUGAGCACGCGCAGCACCGCCAGCCGCGACGUGCCCCGUCUGGAGCGCAUCGAGCGCGCCGAGCAGUUCCGCGCGCGCGCCGGCACCUACGACCCCGUCGCCGCCGAGCGCGCUGCCUCCCCGCGUCUGUCCCCGAUGGUCCGCCCUAUCCACGACAUCACUAUCAACACAGGCAGCACCUACCCCACCACCCCGGCUCCCAAAGACCCCUCCUCCUCCUCCUCCACCACCACCUCCACUAACACAAACACCGGCCCGGCGAACCACCUCCAACAUCCUAACAUCGACUCCUCGAAUCUCUACCGCGCGCCCGAGCACAUCUUGAACGGCAUCGUGGAGUUUUGUAAUGAUCCCAUCCGUCUGCAGCAAUUCUACCAGGAGUCGCAUGCGCGGCCCGUCUCGACGCGCGUGACCCCCUCGGUGCCGCCCACCAAGAUGACGGAUAUCCCCUCGCUCGAGCUGCCGGAUAGCGUGGUGGGGCAUCCGCUGCCGCCGGGGUUGCCGCAGCGGAUCCAUUCGAGUGCGGCUGUGUUGACCGCGUCGUCGACGGAGGCGCGGGCGCGGUCGCGGGAUGAGGGGAGUGUUUUGGUGAGGGGGAGUCCGCGGAGUGGGAGUUUGAGGCCUUUGAUGUGAUGUAACGACCGGUCCAUGGUCUUUGAUGUACGGGUUUUUGAGUUCGUUCGUGUAUGUUGAUACCCUGUGUGUAGUAUUUUUGGACUUAAUAACAUAACAUAACAACUGGAAGGGCAGCCAGGGGCCACUGCAGUCGAAGGGGACUGUCUGGCCAGCCCGUACAUAAUAAUCCAGCUCUGCACUACUACCAACUCCUCAUCCUAUACCGAUGUAGCAGAGACUACUCCGUCCCUCAUCUUUUGGUUUCCUCCUCCAGAAACUACUCAUCUCACCGAACAACCUGCACGCGAACCCCCUCAACAUCCGCCCUCACCUCCCCACCCUCCGCUGCCAACUUUACAACCCGCAACACCUCAUGCGUCCUCACCGGAUCCACCACCUCCACCUCCACCCCUUCAGUUGGGAUGGCACCAUUAACC
Molecule: messenger RNA, 6114 nt
Organism: Aspergillus saccharolyticus JOP 1030-1
Lineage: Eukaryota; Fungi; Ascomycota; Eurotiomycetes; Eurotiales; Aspergillaceae
Gene: iml1
Product: GTPase-activating protein IML1
Exons: 1
Coding region: 23-5695 (1890 amino acids)
Biological process (GO): positive regulation of autophagy; intracellular signal transduction; negative regulation of TORC1 signaling
Cellular component (GO): GATOR1 complex
Molecular function (GO): GTPase activator activity
Source: RefSeq, a predicted model, not a curated record